Recurvomyces mirabilis is the source of this 1239-nucleotide messenger RNA. RefSeq lists its product as uncharacterized. NCBI's taxonomy places the organism in Eukaryota, Fungi, Ascomycota, Dothideomycetes, Mycosphaerellales, Teratosphaeriaceae. The record is from RefSeq and is a predicted model, not a curated record. The transcript is spliced from 3 exons. Gene Ontology annotation, cellular component: ubiquitin ligase complex; cytoplasm. Bases 1 to 1239 code for a protein of 412 amino acids. Gene Ontology annotation, molecular function: zinc ion binding; ubiquitin protein ligase activity; ubiquitin conjugating enzyme binding. Gene Ontology annotation, biological process: protein polyubiquitination; positive regulation of proteasomal ubiquitin-dependent protein catabolic process; ubiquitin-dependent protein catabolic process.
AUGGCUCCUCGCAAGCCCGUCACUCGUGCUGGCGCUGUGUCUGCAGCUACCACACGUUGCAGUGCGCGUCUUGACAAGAGAGCGCCAUCCCCAGCAACCGCCACCCACCGGCCUGUCACGGACAAUAAGCGUCGCAUCACCAGGACCAAGGCGACACCAAAGCCGAAGCCGAAACCACUGAAAUACGACUGCACAACGUGUGGCCGCAAUCUCGCAGCAUCCUCGUUUCCCAAGUACGCCAUCGCCGAGUCCUGCGACCAUCUCAUCAACACAUGCAAAGCGUGCGUGAAACAAUGGGUCAAUGUUCAGCUCGAAAUGACGACUUAUGAUAAGCUCAGCUGCCCGCAAUGUCCCUCCACCAUGAUCAACGAGGACGUGCAACGCGCUGCUGCGCCGAAGGUGUAUCAGCGCUUCGUUGAGAUGGAGAGGCGUGCAUUGCAGAGAAAGUGCCUGGGUGGCGCUGUGCAUGAGCCGUUGCGGAGGAAUCCCGAACUGGCUAAGCCGAAAGUCACCGGCACGAAGACCGAGGAGGAAGGUGAGGACGAUAUGGCUAUUGUAAGUCCCGAGGCCUGGGAAAAAGUCAGGAAAGCCAACAAGGAAGCCAACACCAUCGAUCUCGAGGCCAUGGAUGAGGAGCGCUUCAUCAAUGUGAAAUCAGGCAAGCGCAAGCUGCGCAGUCAGAAGACUCCACACCCCAAAGAUGGGACCACGCACAUCAAGUCUCCCAAGAAGCCCCUUCCUGAGAUCGACUCGGACACCAUCUGCAUGUGCAACACUUGCAACGCCUCCGCAUGUGUGUCCUGCGACCGCCCCUAUCAUGAAAGUGAGACGUGUGCCCAGUACCAAGGCCGCAGGAAGCGUCAGACGGAGACUGAGGAGAAGGCUUCUGAGACUCUCAUCGGCAAGAAGUGUAAGCAUUGUCCCAAGUGCAAGAAGAAUAUCGAGAAGAAUGGCGGGUGCGAUAUGGUUACUUGUACGCAAUGCUAUACGAAUUUCUGCUGGCGCUGCGAGCUCGACUACGUCGAAAUUCGCAAGACCGGCCAUGGUCGGGGCUGCGCUUAUGCUCGUCAAGGCGCCAUCGAUCCGCACAAUAUGCAAGCAGCUAUGCCGCUGCCUAUGCUGCCACCAGUGUUUUUUGGCGGUGGCGGUCCUGGUCAGAUGGUCGGUGCAGCUCUGAACGCCGCGCUGGCCUGGGGUGGUGGUGGACCCAAUGACAACGGCGGCAAUGCCAAUCGCUAG